UUUAAAAGUUUAAUUACGACAAAAGUGAUUUAAAUAAGUAGUUUCUAACGAAUAGUCAGUGUAGAAAGCAAAAAUGGCUGAACUACGAUAUUUGAGCGGUUUCGGUUCGGAGUUUUGUUCAGAGGAUCCGAGAUGUCCGGGAUCUAUACCAAAGGACCAAAAUAGUCCGCAGAAAUGUCCGUACGGUUUAUAUGCCGAACAACUUUCCGGUACGGCUUUCACCGCUCCCAGAUCGGAAAAUAAACGAUCUUGGUUAUAUAGAAUAAGACCUUCCGUAUCACACGAACCUUUUCAACCGAUUAAAAAUAGUGACGUCACUCACAAUUGGUCCGAAGAAGAACCCAAUCCGAAUCAAUUGCUUUGGGAACCUUUUGAUUUACCAAAUGUGACUAAAAAAGUUGAUUUUGUUGACGGUUUACAUACUAUAGGAGGAGCUGGUGAUUCUAGAUGUAAAAAUGGUCUCGCUAUUCACAUUUACUCCUGCAAUAUUUCCAUGACUAACAAAGCUUUCUAUAACAGCGACGGCGACUUCCUAAUAGUUCCACAAAGUGGUAAUUUGAAAAUAAAAACGGAAUUCGGGGUAAUUCACGCGAUACCAAACGAAAUUGUUGUUAUUCAACAAGGGAUGCGUUUUCAAAUCGAAACAACAACGCCAUCUAGAGGAUAUAUUUUGGAAGUAUUCGGUAGACAUUUCGAAUUGCCCGAUUUGGGUCCGAUCGGAGCGAACGGAUUGGCGAAUCCGAGAGAUUUUUUGACGCCAGUCGCUUGCUACGAAGAUCUAGACGAAAAUUUCGAUAUCGUGUCAAAAUAUCAGGGAAAAUUAUUCGUUUGUAAACAGGAUCACAGUCCUUUCGACGUCGUGGCUUGGCACGGGAAUUACGUGCCUUGCAAAUACGAUCUUAGCAAGUUUAUGGUCAUCAAUUCGGUUUCUUUCGAUCACUGUGAUCCUUCAAUUUUCACAGUUCUCACUUGUCAGUCUGAUAGAAAAGGUACUGCAAUAGCAGAUUUCGUUAUAUUCCCACCGAGAUGGUCGGUGCAAGAACACACUUUCAGACCGCCGUAUUAUCACAGAAAUUGCAUGUCGGAAUUUAUGGGGCUGAUACUUGGGGAGUAUGAAGCUAAAAGGGGAGGUUUGGCGCCGGGAGGGGCAACGUUGCACAGUGCAAUGACCCCUCACGGUCCCGAUGCGAAUUGUUUCGAAAUGGCUUCUAAUGAAAUUUUGAAACCGACGAGAGUAGCCGAAGGAACACAGGCAUUCAUGUUCGAAAGUUGUAUGGGGAUAGCUUUGACGAAGUGGGGAUCGAAGACGUGCGACAAACUGAAUCCAAAUUAUUACAAAUGUUGGCGAAACCUUCAGAAACAUUUCAAAAAGUGAAAUUUCGGGAAAACAAAAUUAAACACUGAAAUUUUUUGUUGUAAAAGUUAUUUUUGAAAAUAUAUUUUUUUAAGUUUU
Messenger RNA from Diorhabda carinulata, 1453 nucleotides. RefSeq names its product homogentisate 1,2-dioxygenase. Gene Ontology annotation, biological process: L-phenylalanine catabolic process. Gene Ontology annotation, cellular component: cytoplasm. The coding region runs from base 74 to 1375 and encodes 433 amino acids. The transcript has 6 exons. The record is from RefSeq and is a predicted model, not a curated record. Gene Ontology annotation, molecular function: homogentisate 1,2-dioxygenase activity. Lineage: Eukaryota; Metazoa; Arthropoda; Insecta; Coleoptera; Chrysomelidae.